Molecule: messenger RNA, 3767 nt
Organism: Cottoperca gobio
Lineage: Eukaryota; Metazoa; Chordata; Actinopteri; Perciformes; Bovichtidae
Gene: pdlim4
Product: PDZ and LIM domain 4
Biological process (GO): muscle structure development; heart development; actin cytoskeleton organization
Cellular component (GO): adherens junction; Z disc; stress fiber
Molecular function (GO): muscle alpha-actinin binding; actin binding
Source: RefSeq, a predicted model, not a curated record
UCUCGCGUCAGAGGCGGCUUCGUUAUUUAAACUUGAUUCAAGAAGAGAGGAGGAAAGUUUUCACAGACGGGACAGCGUUGCCUAGCAGCUAGGUGGAGGACUCGUGCUACUUCACGUUGCCUUUUUGUUACCCGCGCGCUAUAUCGAGGAACCGCGGAUAUUUCCCCUCUCCGCCUGUCAUCUGUCCGUUUCCCCCCUUCUCGCAGUCUAUAUUGCAAAAAACAUGAGCCAGACCGUGACACUAAAGGGACCCUCUCCUUGGGGUUUUCGACUGGUGGGUGGACGUGAUUUCAGCACACCGUUAACCAUCUCCAGGAUAACACCAGGCAGCAAGGCAGCCCAAGGGGACCUGUGUCCAGGCGACACCAUCUUGGCUAUCAAUGGCGACAGCACAGAGCUCAUGACACACAUGGAGGCUCAGAACAGGAUCAAAACCUGCACUCAGCAGCUCACACUCAACAUCAGCAGGUCGGGAUCAGGAGACAGAGUGUGGUCGCCAACACUUAGUGAAGAUGGCAAGACAAGCCCUUACAUGGAGCCUGACUCACAGAAUUUCCGUCCCAUCACCAGUGGAUAUGGCGUUUCCAGUCGCAAACCUUCGUAUACACCUGAACCCCAGUACACGCAGGCUCCCCAGUACACGCAGGCUCCUCAGUACCCGCCAUCUCCCCAAUACACGCCGUCUCCCCAGUACCCGCCGUCUCCCCAGUACCCGCCGUCUCCCCAGUACACGGCGUCUCCCCAGUACCCGCCGGCUCCCCAGUACACGCCGCCUCCCCAGUCCCCACAGGCUCCUCAGCCUGCACAGGCUCCCCAGCACCUGAAUAAUGGACACUCCAGACCCAACAAUGGCCACAGCUAUGGAUACGGGAACGGAACCGGGAACGCUCAGUUCAACAACCCAGCAGGACUUUAUCAUAAUGGCAGCAAUGGAGACAGAUCUCUGCCAAGCAAGAUGGGAGGCCUGAACCUCAGCGCCACACACAGCCCAGAGCCUCCCACACAAUCCCCUGGGGGCCGUAAUGGUUUCGACCCACAGUCCGACGUCUACAAGAUGCUGCAGGACUACGAGGAGCCCGUCUCUGCACCCAAACAGUCCGGCUCCUUCAAAUACCUCCAGGGAAUCCUGGAGGCUGAGGAUGGAGGUGUGUCCCCAACAGACAGAAUGAGAAACUUAAAGUCUCCGGUCAGGUCUCCAAUCCCCAAACUGGGAAGCCCCAUCCCCAGCCCGAUGUCCGGUCUUCAGAAGCUACCCCAGUGCACACGCUGCUGUAAUGGCAUUGUUGGCACCAUCGUGAAGGCCAGGGACAAGCUCUACCACCCCGAGUGCUUCAUGUGCGAUGACUGCGGCGUCAACCUCAAGCAGAAAGGCUACUUCUUCAUCGAGGAAAAUCUGUACUGCGAGAUCCACGCCAUGGCUCGCGUCCAGGCCCCAGAGGGCUACGACGUUGUUGCCGUUUACCCCAACUCUAAGGUGGAGCUAGUCUGAGACAGAGAUGGAUAUACUGUAAUAUAACUGGGAAAGUCAAAUUUGGAAGAAUGGGGCUACUGGGUAUCGUUGCCUCCAUUUAUCAGGCUGUCAGGGAGGAAUGCCGAUCUUGGAUGAGUUUUCUCCUUUGGGGGGAGUCCGAUGAAAUGUGUGCAUUCGGUGAUCCAAGAUCAGCAUUUCUACGCUGACAGUCUUGAGAAAUGGUUUGUAUAUUGAGCAUAUUGUAAUCUGUUGACAGAGUUAUGCUUGCAUCUGAUGACUAUUCAAAACUCAAGAUGACAUUUUAUGUCCCAACCUGACAGCCCUCAUCUCUCAAUCAGUGUGUUUACAUUCAAGUCCCAGAAACAUAAUGAACAAGUUAAGGCCAAAUUCAAAUCUACAUCAAAACUACAGCAGAAGAAGAUUCAAUGUAAUAACUAAGAAAAAGUCUGCAGAUAAUAGACUGAAAUGUUUAUGCAGUGUGAAAUGACUACACCAGUAUACUCCAGCACUCUGCUCUUCUAACAAUCAGCACAUGAGUUUAUUAACAGCAUCAAUUUCAAUAUCCCCUGACAACCCUCACACAAGCCUUAAAAUAACUACACAAGGUGUGUGUGUGUGUGUGUGUGUGUGUGUGUGUGUGUGUGUGUGUGUGUGUGUGUGUGUGUGUGUGUGUGUGUGUGUGUGUGUGUGUGUGUGUGUGUGUGUGUGUGUGUGUGUGUGUGUGUGUGUGUGUGGUUAUCACAAGAGCAUUUUGAGUUGAUUGGUGUGUUGGCUGUAAUGAGCUGCAGAUGAUAUUUAGUUUAAGCUUCGGUUAAGGGGGUUUAAAAGUUUAUAACCAUGUUACAGUUACACAUUAUACUCCUGUUGUGGAUAAAUGACUUUUGCAUUUUGUAAUUUACAUCUAUGCAGUUUAUAUAUCAGACUUUCUAUGUUACAAAGCUGGGGAACAUCUCUGUUUGGUGGUCGCUUUUUCUGCUUACUUUUCAGUUGUGUGAAACAAUAAGUAAUAAUUCCUUAUAAGCAGAUGUCUAACAAAUAUAAUUGUGAGUGUCUGGAAUGGGUUUCAGUAUGCUUUAGUAAAUGGUUUUACAGAACUAUAGCAUACAGCGCACGCCUUCGUACGCAGCUAUCCAAGCAGCUUCUUCUGUGAGGGACUAUAGAACUCGGUGAAAAUCAGUUUAAAGAAUUUCUCCCAGAUGCGAUCGCAACAACCUCAAUAUAUAAACAACAAAAUUGCAAGAAAUGAGACUUUAAUGAUUAAGUCACUUAGCCUAACGCUGCGCGUGCUUUCAUUAAUGACAUUUUGAAAAGGCGUGACACACAGUCACAGAAGAUUGUAACUAAAGUGCUGCUUAUCACCUCACUGAGAGACGCCUUCCAACUCUCAUUCUCACUUGACAAUUCCAGUACACACAGAAAACAAAAGCAUGGAGUUCAUUGUGUCUGUUUAUUACAAAUUCUCCAUUUUGACAACAAAAUCCACUUCUCAUGACAACUUUAAAAAAUGACCAUGUGCAUUUGAGACGGGAGACAUAAAACUGUCCACAGCCAACAACAUGUGGGAGUAAUUCUCCUUUUUUAUUUCUUUUGGACCCGCAACAUAGAUACAUUACAGCUCGCUUUUUAAAGGAAGAAAGUAAAGGACAGAAGUUGGAAGUAUGCAUAGUUGUAUUCCCUUACUACUAUGAACUCAAAUGUCUGCUCACAUCCAAGUGGAUGAAGCAAAUGUAAUACUUCUAAAUUUCCUCGGAGAGAGAGGGAACACAAAGGGAUGUGAGGAAGAGAGACGAGAGGACGGCAUAGAUUUUAGAAGGAAGCGUGUCAUUGUGACAAUAUGUGGCCGUCCCUCUUGGCUUAUUGUGAAUAGCUGUGUGGAGAAGAGUGAUCUUUUUCUUAAUUUUAGAAAUGUUUCUAACAAACCUACUUUUUUUUUUUUAAAUGAGAGAAUUAAUUUUGCAGUGCUGAUGUCCAUCAUUAUGUUUAGAUAUCAACAGUGAUGCGUAGCUGCUGGUAUGCCAUCUAUACUAGUUAUCUUGUAAAUUAUGUGAAAAUUAUAUUGCUACCACAUUGUUUUCUCUGGUUCUGUACAUAUUUGUUUUAUUAUGAUUUCUUUAACAUACAGUGCGUAACAUGUCACUCACGUGCCUCUGCAUACCCGGUGUCUUUUUAAAUGAUUUCUUUGACACAAAUCGUCUUUUUGUGUUUAACUUAUUGUUUUACCAACACGUGUUUUUUUUGUUCUUAUUUGCUUGUCUUUUUCUAGAAACUAAAUAAAAUGAGGAAUGCAUUACCAUGA